GAAUCGACACAGAACAUAUAUCGCUAGUUCUGUCUGUUUGACAGAUUCUGUUAAAUGUGUAGACUUGGGGUUUGUGAGCGAUGAUGAUGAUGAUGAUGAUGAUUAUGAUUAUGAUUAUGAUGAUGAUGGUCUCUAUGGUGUGUUGCGUCAAAAACAUAGGUGAGUGUGGAUGAAUAUUCAGCUUAUGCAGACUCGUUUCCUGGAAGAAAUAUCGAUUUAAUCCUUUUUUGUUCUGACACUUAUCCGAACUUAAGCUUAAUGGACUUUUUGCUGACACCAGUGCCAGACAUUUUUUCUCUCUCUCUCUUGACCUGUUUAUUUUACUGCAAAGGCACUUUCUGCAAAUCAAUUUCAUGCAUGAUGGAUCUCAACAGAACAAAACUUUAAUAAAUUUCCAACCAAGCCAGCUGUUCUGCAAAAGUUCCCCUUGAAAGAGAUGAAAGUCUCAAGGUGAAAAAAGGCACAGGAAAUGAGUGAUGAUUCAUAGUCAAUACAGAUUACAGAGAUCUGAUCAUGUCAGGAUUAAAAGCGGAAGCUGUGUGCCACCUUGCAUUUAAAUCAACCAAAAGACACACAGAUCACUUGACCUUCAGCACCCAGGCGUUUAUUUGUGACACAGCCUAUUACCGUGAGUCCCCGAAUCAGCCCAUCAAAGAAGAGAGGCACUCUAAAGAGCUUUUCAUCAGAUAACAAUGAAAUUAGCUCAGGCUGAGUGCAUCAUAGCAACCGGAAGAUCAAAUUACUCUUUAAAAUUUUUUUACUUUUAGAUGUAUCAAUAAGAGUAUACUAUAGAGUAAAAUGUAUUCAAUUUAAUAACAAUAUUACAUCGAUGAUUAUAUAUAUUUGCAAUCUUUUACAGUAUCCGAACAUGCAUUUACACAUCAACAAGUCACAAUGUUUAUAGAUAUGUAUACAUUUAGGCAGUUUGCAGAAAAUCAAAUCAAAGCAAGUUCCACUGCAUUCACACAUUUUACCAGCUCAUUCAUUCCCUGAGAAUUGAACUCAUGGCGGUGUUGUUGCUAGCACCAUGUGCUAACAUUUAGGUCCUAUUUUACAGGGUUCUAAGAGUCAUGGAAUCCCUGAAAAUACAUGUUUCGUUAACUUUAAAUUACAUUUAAAAUUCACUGUGACUGUUUGAACUCUGUAACUCUGUAAGAGACUCUGCAUCUCUAUAUUCUAGCAUGAACAUAGACAGACGAUGGAAGACGAUAGAUAGAUACAGAAGAAGUGCACAUCUAGCCUUUUUUUUCUUUGAGGUUUCUCGUUGGCUUGGCUGUGGAUUAAAAUGCACUCAAUUUAAAGAAGGCACAUUUCAGUUUCACCCACACAUUUCUUAGCUACUGAUAGGAUCUAGCCAGACUGAAUUCAUUUUUCAGAGUGAAUGAAAUGCAAUGCAGCUGACCGCAUCUCCACGUUAUGAUUCCAGACAGUGUUUGCUUUUUUGUUUUUUUUUUGUACAUAACUAUCCAUCUCAGGCUUGCUGCAUAAUCACUGUGGUCUCAACACAGCUCUCAGAAUUAGCUCACAACGCCAGCCAAAUCUGUGUGGUGCGGUGUGAACCCAGGCGGAAAUAAUGACAGAAGGUGACUCUGUCGGAGAAGGGCGGGUGUUUCAGCAAUGCUUGGCUUUAUACUCGUUCUUGGCCCAGUGCUGGAAAGUCCAGGAAAAGACAAACAAAACAAAUGAGAUGGCAGAGAUUAGUGCAAACAUUAUAACAGCAACAAGAUGCAAGAAUAUUAAGCAGUUUUUAUGAACAACGAGCAUAACAUUCCAGAAGAUUUGGGUGGGAUUUCAUUGGUAUUGCAGACCGAUGCACAUCUGUCAAGUACCAUUUCUCCCAACCCAUUAGACUCAGGAACAUCCCUCUCAACCUGACAAGGACCAUACAGCAGGACGAGUGGCACCUCUUACAUCUGCGGCGCAUCACAGCGGGGUUCUUGGGCAUGGCUGCUGCCGUGAUGCUGUGUGGAAGCAUUGUGGCCGCCGUGGGAUUUUUCUGGGAGGAGAGCCUCACCCAGCAUGUGUCUGGACUCCUCUUCCUUAUGGCAGGAAUCUUUUGCACAAUCUCACUGUGCACCUACGCAGCCAGUGUCUCAUACGACCUUUCCAGAAACCCUCCUUUCAUCUACGGUCUGCCCAGUGAUGUAGACCACGGGUACGGAUGGUCCAUCUUCUGCGCAUGGGUCAGUCUGGGCCUAACAGUGGCAUCAGGUUGCAUCUGCACAACUUAUCCAUUCCUGAGCCGCACAAAGGCUCUUCGCUCCAAAACGGCAAGGGAGUCAUCUGUAUGAGCGCCUCUUGGUGUCCUGGAGGACUCAGCAAAUCAUUAAUCAGCACUUGGCGCUUUAGUAAAAUGGAUUCAAGUGGGACUUCAUGCUGUAUGGAGCUGUUUUGAAUGUCUUGUAGAUUUCAGAUACCUUCGUUUUGGGCCCAUGAGAUGUAUCAGUGUUAAACAGAACGAAAACUCUUGCAUUUUCUGUGUGUCUUCUACACACAUUUGCUUACACACACAUGUAAAAAACUAAUUACACACGAAUAUAAAGUAUGUGUGAAUAUAAUGAACAAAACCUUUGAUUUGAAAUGGGUAUGUGUAUGUUUGUGGGUCGUUGUGAUGCAAUCAUUCUCUGGAUCAGGUGAAUAUUCUACACGCUAAGGAUCUGAGCCACAGUUUUUUAUGCAAACCAUCUGAAAUUCAAAUGAUUGCUCUGAUCAUGGUCAAUAUUAUUUUUGUAUUAUGUGAUUAAAGCAUAUUGGUUUCCCUACCACUUGCAAUCCGAUACAAGUUGACUAUCCAUUGGCUCAAGAGCUGACAUGUCAAAUGAAAAUAUCAAACAGCUUAAUAUUUCAAUCAGGGAUGAACAGGACACUUCUUGUCACCGAAGUCACCACAUCAGACAAAUGUAUAAAGGCAUGAUUGCAUAUAUAUCACCUUUGGGUAACAGCUGGUGGCUGAUAUUCAAAAAGAUGGAAAAAUCAAAGAGACACAAGAGGUCUUGAGAUCUAAGACGUGGAUAUCGAAUUUGUAAUUGGAUGAAAUGUCUCUGAAGAUUCAGGACUUGAAUGUGGCUGUCACUAGCAGUGCAAUCGUGAUACGGCAGCAUGUUUUAAGUGGAUGCUCUCAAAUCUACCCGUCUCGCUAAUGAAAGGCCUCUCAUGACAUCACGUCAUUGUUGAAAAUACAAGUCCUUCAGUUCCACACGAAGCAACCAGGAUUAUAUUAACUGCAGGAUUCUGUUUUCCAAACUAAGCCAAAACAGUAUCAUAUCCCUGAAACUGUACUGUUUGCCUCAAAACGUCUGUUGUGUUCCUGAAAGUGUAUCAUAAAUAAAAUAUUAUAAUGAUGAAAUAAAGGUCUAUGAAGAAAC
This is a messenger RNA of Carassius carassius (crucian carp), 3365 nucleotides long. RefSeq names its product transmembrane protein 178A. Gene Ontology annotation, cellular component: endoplasmic reticulum membrane. Gene Ontology annotation, biological process: regulation of cytosolic calcium ion concentration; negative regulation of osteoclast differentiation. The transcript is spliced from 4 exons. Bases 1944 to 2291 code for a protein of 115 amino acids. Lineage: Eukaryota; Metazoa; Chordata; Actinopteri; Cypriniformes; Cyprinidae. The record is from RefSeq and is a predicted model, not a curated record.